UGCAGUUGAAGUUUGCCUCGAGGUAAUGUGGCCAAGUUCCCAACUCUCCGUCUGCGAUAUCCACCAAAUUUCCCCAUUUCUUUCUCCUCCUCGUCUCCUGCAACUUCCAAAUAAAGCACAAACUAUUCGGCGACAGCGAUAGUCGACCGGCUCAAAUUCAUCAUUUCCCUCGUUCGCUUCUCACAGAUUCAUCAUUAUGUCCGCUUUGGGAUCUGGAGAGGUGUUGAAACCUCUUCUCAUACGCUCAUCUACACCUGCUUCGAAUGAGAAAGUGCUCAAAUAUCUCGAAGGAAUGUCUAGUGUAUCUCAUGAGGAGAUGGCCAAUUCACGACCUACCUCGGUCCUCGAUUAUGAAGGUUACAAGGGUAUGAGAGGCGGCGCUGCACACAGUGGUGUCUAUUCUCCUCGAAGUCAGGCUUCCCAACUACGUGAUUUUCCUGAAACCCCAAUCGGCCAUCUUCGUAGUACAGCUCACAAACGUGAGGAUGGAGACGAAGACGACGCGAAUUCGUUGGAGCAGGAAAGGUCAGAAGGCGGGACAGUUUUACCGGUGCUUGAACCAGGUCCGCAUGAUCCUCCAGGUCCACACUAUGAAUCCUUCGAUUCCGGCCCUUCAUUUGGUAACAUGGGUGUUUUGCCAUCCGACGACUUUUCCUCCCACAGUCAGAAUAUCCACACAUACCCUACAAUGAAUAACCAGCUGUGGGCCGAUGACACAACGAAAACAGGCGAACCUUGGACACAAGACGUAGCACUUUCAGGGACAGGGCUCACCCCAGCAUUUACGAAGGUUCCUUUACCGGAGUCAGUCGCUUCACCUCGGGUGACAUCCGUCGUCAUUGGUGUAGAAAGUCCAUCGACGAAGACUCGCGCUUCGCAGUCGAAGUCAUCGCACAAAACGUCAGAGAAUGGGCAGUCACCAUCCGUCGCUGGGACCCGCUCAAAGACUUCAACGGAGCGGCCUUUAUCUCCCCUUUCCCGCGGCUCUGCGAGGACAAAAGAGACAUCCACGGUGAGGCCAGAUCCUCCACUUCCAGAAAGUAGGGUAGGAGAGAGCAGAGUUGGGGAAAGCCGAAGUGGCGAUUUUGAUUGGGUGACAUAUGAAAGCCCUGCAUCACCUACACGUUCCAGAGUCCCUACACGUUCAAAAGCGCCUUCUGUUUCUCCGUCGGAUUCUUUAUCUCAAGUGAGGACCAAGGCAGCGAGGAAAGAAGGUUCUGCCCGGAAUGAGGUGGAGGUUAAUGGGGCAGAAUUCUCUCCUCGGAGCGGCACACGGCAAAUUCACAAUGGAAGUGUUCGCCCUCCUAUGUCAGCCGGGGGAUCACAUCAGAGCCGGCCAUUUUCUCCAUACCGUCAUGCACCCACAAACGAAGACCUUCUUCACGCUGCUAUCCGCGGGCGUGCUCUUGUGAUUCCUGAAGAGAAGGAAUCCGAGAAGGCACCCUCUCACGCGCCCUCCAAGUCGCCAUCUAAAGCUGCCUCUGCUGCGCCAUCCGGCGCAACCCACAAGACCAAGUCAGAAGUCCGGACAGAGGUUCGUCCCAAUGGUAAAUCUCCAUCUAAAGCCCCGUCUGUGGCGACUCGGCGGACAACUGGUACCAGGAAAGAGGGAACGAUGACUCCCACUCCCAGCCGAAUACGCUCUCCCGACCUCGACGAGUUGAACCAAGAAGAAGCUCGUAUCGUUGAGAAAGCUCUAGCGUUAGCCACCAGAACUCCCAGGACAUCGUAUUACUCCCCCUCAGCUGUUGAUGCGGAAAUAGCCCAAAGCAACUUCCAUGACAUGGACUUGUGCAUUCUCCUUAAUCAGCUCAAAGCUCCAACGACACAUGAGCUCGUCAAGAAGGUUAUUCUGAAGGCCGUGAAGCAGCGGAUGAGGAAGCUAAGGAUGGCGUACGACAAUGAGUAUCAGAAAACCCAUCAUAACCACGACCCUCCCAUUGUUCAGCAUGAAGAAGAGCAUACUGAUGAGCCACCGAAGUGGGCUGCCGACCUCAAGCGGGAGAUUCUUCUUAUGCAGCAACGGAUUGAGAGUUUGGGUCCGAAAAUCGAGAAUCUAAGGCCCAUACAGACGCAGUCGUUUGGAGAACCGUCAAAACUGUUCGAGGGCGAUGAAGAGUAUACUCAAACUCACACGCCCGUCACACAGACGGUGAACAUACAUACGCAAGCAACGGGCACAAUGGCUGAGUCCGUGUACCAACCAGGAACGGAUAUCAUUAUUGAGGAUGACCACAUUCCUGAUGAAGGGGUAUUCGAGAACGAAGAAGCCGGAGAGGCCGUUCAAGAACGCUUCUUUGCAGCACCAAUGUCCGAUCAAUAUCUUCUGGAAAAUGAACGAGAUGACUCUCCUGGCCAGCAGCUAUUAGAAGAAGAGUUAUAUAAGCUACGGCAACGGCCUUCCAAGGAUGGUGCACAAGAGACUACUUGGGACCUUCGACGUUCUGACGCCGACGAUGAGGAUUAUGACAGGGAGACGGCUCCAGCAGUUGCACCCACGAUUCCUGGCUCUGAAGCUGGUGGUUACCCAGAUCAUCGUGCAAGCUCCCCUCCUCUACCUGAUAUUCCACCUGAAGCUAGCAAUCGAAGCGUUGUAUCCCUGCAUCAACAACCUUGGGUUACAACCGAGUACCAAGAUCCUCAUGCGAACCUUCCUCCAUGGCAAAAGAUACAUCAGAGACUUCUCAGUUGGGCUAUUAUCUGGCCUCUGAGCGAGAUUGAGGAAGCCUUGAAUAGCACUACUAGAGGCCAUCAGGUUAACGAAGUUGCGUUGAGCAUUUGGUCCACGCAGACAUAUAAGCGGUACGUGCGGUCCAGAAUGACGGACACCCCGCAAGGCGUCGUGGACAGACUUUUCGUGCCGCCAAAUAUGGCUGAUGCGAUCAGCAACGCUGUCUUCAAUGGUAGACAUGGUGAUGCUUGUGGUAUGUUGAGGGAUCUAUGGGGACCGUUCGGUUUGCAGGGAAUGCCACGCCUUCUGGUCGUUCUUGCCAAACAUCGCUCCGAUGAGAACCAUUGGGUAGUCCACAGGUGAGCACUUGUCGUCGGUGUACUCAAUCUAGUUCAACAACCCGUGUGUUAUAAUAGGUUCUCGCUGCCUGAUGGUUCACUUACUACGUACGACUCUUACCCAGAGCGUACGCUUCCUGAUGGUCGGCCUCUUGGUUGGUGGUUUGCAAUCCGAAUCGCCUGGCCAAACGCCAUAUAUCCGAGUCCCGACCAUCUCAUGCAGAAGAUGGUUCGUCUUCAUCGACCGAUGCAGUUACCUAUCGACAACUCCGUUGCUGCUGGAGGCAUCUGGCGGAAUAUUCUUAUGGGCUCUCGUGCAGAGCGAAGUCUUGACCUAGAGCGGCUACGGGACCUUAUCAAUACGGAAGUGAAGAACCUGCGUCAGAGAAAACACUUGGGUAAACUUUCUAUAAAUGCUCCACGACCGACAUGGGAGGAUAUGAGUUGAAUGGGUCGAUUCUUGUUAUGUAGGCUUACCUUUUCCCCUCUUUCACGUUUUCUAUUUCUGUUCUCGCGACACCUCAUCCCGCUUUCUUCUGCCCCCCCCCCCUUCCAACAUACUUUUUUAUACACUGUUUGCUUGUGAGGAUGGACCCGCAUGCCAGUCCCUACGUUGCUUUCUCCUACACGGUAGUUUUCCUUGUACAGCGCACACUGUUUAAAGAAUAAAAAUGUAGAAUGUAUUGUCAAAUUGCGUCUAUGAAUAUAUCUGGGCGUAUCGAGUUGGAACGUCAUGAUCAUG
Molecule: messenger RNA, 3751 nt
Organism: Marasmius oreades (fairy-ring Marasmius)
Lineage: Eukaryota; Fungi; Basidiomycota; Agaricomycetes; Agaricales; Marasmiaceae
Exons: 10
Coding region: 197-3034 (945 amino acids)
Source: RefSeq, a predicted model, not a curated record